This is a messenger RNA of Penaeus monodon (black tiger shrimp), 2480 nucleotides long. RefSeq names its product filamin-A-like. Gene Ontology annotation, molecular function: actin filament binding. Gene Ontology annotation, biological process: actin cytoskeleton organization. The record is from RefSeq and is a predicted model, not a curated record. NCBI's taxonomy places the organism in Eukaryota, Metazoa, Arthropoda, Malacostraca, Decapoda, Penaeidae.
UGGAAAAGAGGUUAAACAAUACAAGUUAUAUAUAACAAAGCUGAAUAUAGUUGGAAUGACAACUGUUAUACAUCGUACAUCGUUGUUAUUAUCGAAGAAAUGAGAGGUGGCAACUCUAAACACAGUGUAGCGGGGAAGGGAGAAACGACUUUGGAGUCAGUGUGAGUUAGGAGAACAAAUAGUUCAUAGGUGCGGCUCUUUCAACAUCUUUCCUCUAUCCACCUCCAACAUCAAGACGCAUUAUAUGAGGAGGGUGGAGGAAUAUCCAAGGCGGAUUGACUGAGGCUGGAGAAAGACUUAUGUCACCAUGAGUCUAGUCAGUGAAGUGCCGGUAUUAUUCCUCCAUGAUUUAAAGGUGGUUGUGUAGUAGUGGAAUAAAAUUAAGAACGUAAGAAAUAAAGUAUUUAACAAGUGUUAACCAAAGAAAGAGUUAAGUUUGACACUUGUACUCAUGUGAAAUGUCGAAGUGAGUAUAAUCAGCUAAGGAAAAACAACACUUCAAAAUGUCAGACAGUAUGGGCGACGAGGAACAAUUCCGCAUGAGCCACGCAGGGCUGCUGGCGAGGAGCGCUGAGGGACACGCCGCCAAGGGCAUGCGGAUCAAGGAUCAGGAGGACAUGUGGGUGGAGAUCCAGCACCACACAUUCAGAAACUGGGUCAACGUUCAGCUCCGGGAUACAGGUCUUAAAGUAGACAACCUCUCCGAGGACCUGAGGGACGGCCUGGCCCUCGUCACCCUGGUGGAGGUGCUGCAGAAGAGGCGCCUUCGGAAAGUGAAGCGGGUAAUGAACCAGCAUCAGGCUUUGGAGAACGUCACCACCGCUCUCAAUGCCAUCGCCGAAGACGGCAUCAAGCUGGUCAACAUAGGAAACGUGGACAUCGUGAAUGGGAACCUGAAGUUGAUCCUCGGCCUCAUCUGGUCCCUCAUCAUGCACUACCAGAUCGGACAGUCCAAGUUCCCUCCCAAGAAGCUGAUGCUGACCUGGCUGAGGGCCGUCCUCCCAGACUGCCGCAUCCAGAAUUUCACUUCGGACUGGAACAGCGGUGUGUACCUGAGUGCCCUGUUGGACUAUUGCAAGCCCGGACUCUUCACCACGUGGAAGAAUCUAAACCCAAGGAAUUCAAUUCCCAAUUGCAAACAAGCCAUGGAGAUCGCAAAAGCAGAAUUCAACAUCCCCAUGAUUCUUGAGCCAGAGAUUCUAGCCUCCCCAUACUUGGACGAGUUGUCUGGCAUGACCUAUCUGUCUUACUUUAUGAAGGAAGGGGGGCCAGGCUACAAGGCAACGCUCGACUGGGUUAGACAGCAGCUUCCCAAUAGGAAAAUUAAUAACUUCACGACGGACUGGAACGACGGAAUGAACCUAACAACGUUGGUGAAGCAGUUAGGAGGUCCGGUGCCAGGAUUCAAGAGGCUACGACCCGAUCCGGACAGUUGGGAAUCUAAUUUACAGUUGGGAAUCGACGGCGGCCGGAAGCUCGGCGUGGAGCCCGUGCUGUCGGCCGGCGAGAUGUCCCGGCCCGACGUCGAGUCCUUGGCUAACAUGGGCUACAUUGCCUACUACCAGUGGGUGAGGCCCCGCCAGUCCCCCGCUGAUUCCAUGGUCGUCAAGUGCGACCUCGAUAACGUUCGCGUCAAUAAUCCGGUGCCGUUCAAGAUCGAUUUCCUGACAAAGGAAGUGGUAUUGAGUGAGAUUAAAGUUCAGGUGCAGGGACCUACAGGGCCUGUCAGGGUCGACCUCGACCUCAGCCCAAGAGGAGGCAAGGGAGUUUUCGUGCCCGACGAAGUAGGCAUCUAUGAGCUGACGGUACUCAGUGAGGACGAAGUGGUCGAGGGCUGCCCUGUGAAAGUGAGGGCUCUCCCUGACGUCUCCAAGAUCAUGUUCUCGGGCAUCGAUCCCUGCGCUCUUGGGUCCAUCGUCGAAGUCGUGAUUAACAGUAAUGGUGUGGGCGGAGGUGAUAUCGACGUGACAGCGUACUCGCCGACCGGCCGUGGACUUGUUUGUCCCGUGAAGGUGGAAGACGGCGUGUACGCGGCCACUUUCCAGCCGGACGAGGCGGGCGAGUGGUCCAUCGCCGUGACGUAUGACGAGGAACACAUCCAGGGAUCGCCCUUUACCUGUCACGUGUACGAUCCACAUGCUCUCAAGAUACGAGAGCUUGACAAAGGCCCAGUCUCUGUGCCAGGAAGACCCAUCACUUUCGUUGUAGACGCCACCAGGUGCGGGUGGGGCGACGCCACAGUGGACGUAACCCAAGGCGGCAGGUCUUUACCCUCGAGGUCGCUCGAAAUCGAUCGAGGACUCUACGAGGUCACCUUCACUCCCCUUGAAGCCGCCAAGCACAAGAUCUACGUCUAUUUCAACGGGCACGAGGUUAAAGGGUCUCCAUUCUCUCUGUACCUGGGGAUCGAGAGGCCUCCGGACAGGAAGGACUCCAAGUCGAAAAAGAAAACGUCCAGCAAGGAAAAGAAGACAUCAAAG